This is a messenger RNA of Dovyalis caffra, 672 nucleotides long. The record is from the annotation of a GenBank genome assembly. Lineage: Eukaryota; Viridiplantae; Streptophyta; Magnoliopsida; Malpighiales; Salicaceae.
AUGCGUGAGAUUCUUCACAUUCAAGGUGGGCAAUGCGGGAACCAAAUUGGAUCAAAAUUCUGGGAGGUGGUUUGUGAUGAACAUGGGAUUGAUCCCACCGGCCAGUACAUCGGAAAUUCGGAUUUACAGCUAGAAAGAGUGAAUGUGUAUUACAGUGAGGCUAGCAACGGCCGGUAUGUGCCACGGGGUGUGCUUAUGGACCUUGAGCCUGGCACUAUGGACAGUGUCAGGACCGGUCCAUAUGGGCAGAUUUUCCGGCCUGAUAACUUCGUUUUCGGGCAAUCCGGAGCAGGAAAUAAUUGGGCUAAAGGCCAUUACACCGAGGGUGCUGAGCUUAUUGAUUCAGUCCUUGAUCUUGUCAGGAAAGAGGCCGAGAAUUGUGACUGCUUACAGGGAUUUCAAGUAUGUCAUUCCCUUGGUGGCGGAACUGGGUCUGGAAUGGGGACGUUGCUGAUUUCAAAAAUCAGAGAAGAGUUUCCAGAUAGAAUGAUGCUCACAUUCUCUGUGUUCCCAUCUCCCAAAGUGUCAGACACAGUUGUGGAGCCUUACAAUGCUACCCUUUCUGUUCAUCAACUGGUGGAGAAUGCUGAUGAAUGUAUGGUUCUUGACAAUGAAGCACUCUAUGACAUCUGCUUCAGGACUCUCAAGCUCACUACGCCAAGCUGUGAGUAG